Nerophis lumbriciformis (worm pipefish) is the source of this 1185-nucleotide messenger RNA. The record is from RefSeq and is a predicted model, not a curated record. NCBI's taxonomy places the organism in Eukaryota, Metazoa, Chordata, Actinopteri, Syngnathiformes, Syngnathidae.
AUGAAUCCGCUGUUCACACCGUCUCUUCACACUCAGAGACAUGAUUUUGUCGUCGACUUUGUCAGGAGAACUAACCCCAAAAAGGUGGCAGAUUUGGGCUGUGGCGAGUGCAGCCUUCUUCAAAAGCUCAGGUUCCACCGUCAAAUUGAAUUGUUGGUCGGAGUUGACAUCAAUGGCGAGAAGCUGAGAAAAAAGAUGCACAGACUGGCCCCAAUAUCUACUGACUAUCUGCAACCACCAGCUAAUCAACUGUGCGUCCAGCUUUACCAGGGCUCUGUCACACAGAAAGAUGCCCGCUUCAGAGGAUUUGACUUGAUCACCAGUAUAGAGCUCAUAGAGCACCUUGCCCUGAAUGAUUUGGAGCAGUUUUCAAAGGUGGUCUUUGGCUACAUGGCUCCACAAACGGUGAUCAUCAGUACUCCAAAUUCUGAGUUCAACCCACUUUUCCCUGGAUUGCUGGGUUUCAGACACAACGACCACAAGUUUGAGUGGACCAGAGUUGAGUUCCAAUCAUGGUCCCUGAAAGUAUGUUUAGUGUUUGGCUAUAUGGCAGAGUUCACUGGAGUAGGAAAAGCUCCGCCAGGCCAAGAGGAUAGUAUCGGCUUCUGUACCCAGAUUGGUGUGUUUCACAGGCUCAUGAUGACCAACAGAGAUGGUCACAUGUUUGGUAACAAUGCAGAAGUUGAGUUUCCAUACAAGCUGCUCUACUGUGUGACCUAUCCAAGCCUUUGUGACAACAACAUCUUGCGCAAAGUCCUGGUUAGUGAGUUGCUGUAUUGGGCGGAAAAGCUAACAAAACAAUGGCUGGAAAAUUUGGCAGGUAAGAUGGAACACGAGGAGCAAAUUCCUGUGGAGAGGGAUGACAGAGGAGGGUGCGAGUUUGGAGAGAUCUUUUGGACAAAUCCUCAAGAACUGCAGUGUCAACCAUUACACAGACAUGUGUCUGUUCCCCUGCACUUGCUGUGGAAUUGCUGCCCUAAGUUAAGUGAGCUGAGUGGAAGCCUGGGAAAUAUGAGACAACUCAUUGUAGAUGAUCCGCAGGUUAAAAUGAAUGGCCAGCACUCUGCUGUUAUUAUCUGCAUUUUGGAACAAGAACUAGAAGAUGAUGAUCCUAAUGAUCUGAGGGACAGCGGCUAUGCUGAGGCCUGCCAUGUGGAACCGGAACACUGGGAAACAGAUGAUUAG